GAUGACUAAAGUGAAGACAGCUGAGUGCAAUUAACAGGUGUGCAAUUACUGUGAUGAAGGGACAAGGCUUUGCGGGAAAUGUAGUGCCUUCCUAUGGGGAAUUGAGGCCACUAGUGGACACCCAGGGAAACACAGACCAGACACAGUGACACAGGGGUCAUGGUUUUUAGUGCAUUACAGAAAACAUACUAUGUUAACCUACUUAAAAUAUAUUUCAUGUGAAGUUUGUGCAAGAACAUAUGCCAACAAGUUUACACUUUUAAGGGGUUCUUAAUGUACUUUUGUAAACAUGUGUAGACCUACUGCAAUAUAUUGUUUUUAUAUUUUAAAUAUUUUAUGUAUUUAUAAUUGUAAUGUUUGAAAAAGCAUGUUAUUUUGAUAAACAUUUUUUACAUUUACAAUGUACAAACCUUUAACCAAUACUUAAAAUAUGUUGUUUACCAUGUUGUUUAGUUUUACUUUAAAGGUUAUGCGACUAUGGUUGAUUAUAGGCAGUCCAUUAAUGAUACAUUAAUUGUAAUUAGCUGCUGGUAUUACGUACUCUUUGCUACUACUGAAAUUCCCACAAGGAUUUCAACAUAACAAAAAAAAAACAUGUCUGAAAGAAAAAGUUCUUGUUUAAAUUCAAACCACACACUGACUAAACCUGAUUGGCUCAAGAGCCAUUGAGCGGUUCUGAUUGGUUCUGUCACGAUCAUCAGUUGGAGUGGCCAUGAACUCCAGCAGAGAGCACUCCUCUCAGGACUUUUGUAUUUGGUGUCUCUUUCCAUUCCCAACUUCAUUUCCCAGAAUGCUUAGGGCUAAUCACCACAAGGAAAACCUUUUGGUGAUUUACAGUAAUUGUAUUUUAAGCAAAAUUUUCUACUGACAUACAGUAAGGGUGAUAUUGGCAAACUUUCACCUGUAGUAAGUCAGUCUUGUUACUACAAAUGUACUACAACCUUUGGAACAUGAAAAAAACGAUUUUGGUCAAUUACAGUAAUUGUUUUUGAAGAUUAUGUACUUUACAUACAGUAAGCGAUAUAUUGUCAAAAUUUCACCUGUAGUAAGUCAGUCUUGUAACUACAAACUUCCUUCAACCUUUGGAACAUACAUUUUUUCUUUGGUGAAUUAUAGACGAGUUUCCUAUGUGAAAUAGGCGAGCCGCCAUUAUCCUUUCACUCUGCCAACGUCUUCCGGUUGUGUUUGCCGAUAAUUUCCGGUUAGCGAGUUAGCGUCUUUUACUGUCUUUGGUUAGCGUGCAGAAAAAGUAAAUUAUGGAUGGUGUUACACGCCGACACGGCUCCGGGACAUAUUGUGCUGUUCGCGGUUGCAACAACUCGUGGCGAUUGCUGAAUGUUUGGUCGGAAGGAGAAUGUUUCGACCAUCAACCAUCUACAAGGCGCCAAUGUGGAUGUGCUCCCCCGUAUGCGUUGUAUGAGAAACCAAAAACAGAUGUUGAAUCUCGGAAGUGGCUAGCGGCUUUGAAGUUGAAGAAUCCGCCCAAAAGACUGUUUGUUUGUUCUUAUCACUUCAUUGAUAAAAAGCCCACAGAGGAAAACCCUUUCUUUGGAACUUUGGUUGGGAUACGAGCGACCUCCCCAGCAAAUGAGACGUAAACUCGACAGAAACACAAGUGACACGCAAUCGGAUGCAGUGUGCAUCGAGCCGAAGUUUAAAGAUGCUGCAACACAAUGGGAGGACCUAACAAAAACUGACCACAGCUACAUGGCAAAGUUGGACCACGUGAACAAAUCGACGCAGACUGGGGGUCAGACUGUGGCUGAUGAUAUGCUCCUGGAUGAUGAUACCUCGCUGCUGUACACAGGACUGCGUCUGGUAUAUUUUUUUACUUUGGUGAAAUCGAUGUUGCCAUUUAGUAAACCAUCAUGUAGUAUUCCUGUUGUUGACCAAAUACUGAUGACCCUCAUGAAACUUAAACUGAACCUUGUGUUAGGGGAUGUGGCAAAGCGCUUUAAAGUGUCUAAAGGUGAAGUAAGUAAGGUGAUUGCUCACUGGAUUGAUACAUUGGGUGAGCAGCUUGAACCCAUGGUUGCCUGGCUGCCAAGAAGUGUUAUACGUGCUAACAUGCCACCAUCCUUUAGAAAGAACCACCCCCAGACCAAUUGCAUCUUCGAUUGUGCUGAAACGGCUAUUCAGAGAGCAACAAACCUUAACUGUAGGAGUGCCACUUUCAGUCAUUACAAGGGAACCAAUACUGCCAAAUAUCUUGUUGCUGUGUCACCUCAUGGGCUGAUAAUGUUUAUAUCAGAGGCCUAUGCUGGUAAAAGCAGUGACAAGUUUAUCAGUGGGUUUCUGGAGGCCCUAAGGCCUGGUGAUGAGGUAAUGGCUGACAGGGGUUUCACGAUUCGAGAUGUACUACAUGAAAGGAAGGUGAAAUUGAAUAUUCCUGCCUUUACCCACAAGCGUGGUCAAUUGACCAAUGAGGAGGUAACGCGCACUAGACGAGUGGCCAAUGUCCGUAUACAUGUGGAGAGGGCAAUCCGAAGACUUAAAGUCUUCAAAAUUCUGUCCCAAACUGUCCCAAUCUCCAUGACCCCGCGGUUGGACAAGAUUCUUACCAUAUGUGCUGCUUUAGCAAACAUGAGGUCCAGACUCAUCCGACUGCCACAUGAGGUUUAGGUCCCUAUGAAAAGUAAAACCUGGUU
Messenger RNA from Carassius auratus (goldfish), 2648 nucleotides. RefSeq lists its product as uncharacterized. NCBI's taxonomy places the organism in Eukaryota, Metazoa, Chordata, Actinopteri, Cypriniformes, Cyprinidae. The transcript has 2 exons. The record is from RefSeq and is a predicted model, not a curated record. The coding region runs from base 1588 to 2622 and encodes 344 amino acids.